Aspergillus luchuensis is the source of this 222-nucleotide messenger RNA. RefSeq lists its product as uncharacterized. The record is from RefSeq and is a predicted model, not a curated record. The coding region runs from base 1 to 222 and encodes 73 amino acids. Lineage: Eukaryota; Fungi; Ascomycota; Eurotiomycetes; Eurotiales; Aspergillaceae. The transcript has 2 exons.
AUGCCCGGUUUGCAUCGAACGGGAGGCGAGAAAAACCAUUCAUGCGGUCUUUUCUCUCCUGCCGCGCUGGACUUCAUCCGUCAUCUGGGCCACCAAACUUGCCAACCCGAACCUCCCAACAGCACACGGUUCGCAAUCACUCCAUACACUACCCAUCUGACUAUCGGGACCGCCGUCGCCUCUUCACACCCUACAGCAAGGAAUUUGCUAGGAAAGAUCUAG